Molecule: messenger RNA, 342 nt
Organism: Caenorhabditis briggsae
Lineage: Eukaryota; Metazoa; Nematoda; Chromadorea; Rhabditida; Rhabditidae
Exons: 4
Coding region: 1-342 (113 amino acids)
Source: RefSeq, a predicted model, not a curated record
AUGAAUUGUGAGCCACACAACGGACAUGCAAAUGAAUUGGAACCAGAGAGCGUCGUUGAACUUGCCACUAAAUUGGCAUUGAUCAACUACGUGAAAAGGCUUGAAAAAACCUCUAAUAUUGAAAUUGUACCAAAGCACUUGGAAAACCCGUGGAGCUAUAACAUAUUCAACAAGUUGUGCCGUCUCAUCGUAAAGAAAAUCGUAAAGAAAGAUCGUGAUCAGGCUAAAGAUAUUAUAUGUGGAUGGGAAGCAGCUUAUAAAUUCCACGUUAAAGGUUGGACCCAAAAUGACCUUUCUGUUGAGGAUGUGAAAUUUUUACUUCCUUUUGUUUUUCGCUCGUGA